UAUCUUUUCAGAUAUUUAUUUAACAAAAUAAUUAAAAUAUGAGGGAGAACGAGUAACGAAUUUUUGUUCGGAAUCAAAAUCAUGAGGUUGAACGAGCGAAUUUUUUGCCUAUUUUUCGCCUUUUCUGCGAUGUUAAAAAUGGGCGUUAAAUCAUUUAUUAACUAUGACACAUUCACUUAAUAAAAUUUUAGGUUUAACACACGCAAAUCAUGGCAAUCAGAGCGUUAUUAACUACCUCCCUGAUCAAUUAAACAAAGCCACUACAAGUGCUGUUCGACAUGGUGGAUGUUUGGGGUUGGGAUUAGCUGCAUUGGGAACUCGUAGUGUCAAAAUUUAUGAACAUUUGCGAGAAUGCUUGUAA
This is a messenger RNA of Meloidogyne enterolobii, 361 nucleotides long. NCBI's taxonomy places the organism in Eukaryota, Metazoa, Nematoda, Chromadorea, Rhabditida, Meloidogynidae. The record is from the annotation of a GenBank genome assembly.